GCACACGUACGAAAACUUAAAUGAUCUUUGCAGCUAGCUCAGAGGUCGUGAACUAGCUCGGGCCAGAUCAGCAGAUCGGUUGGGCCAGAUAAUCAAGCCAUAGUCUAGAGAGCUAGGCCUAUUUUAGCCAUGAUCAGAUUAAGAUGGGGACUGUCCCUCGGCACUGAACCCUUCGGACGUAAAGCUGGUUCUGGAAGCUCCUAGGUUUUCCCACUGAAAAGAAUAGGUCAAGAGGUUUUUAGAAGCAGGCACGUGGAGGUACUCCACCAGUAUUCCCGUACCUGACGUUCACAACCUGGAAUAAAAGAAAAUGGCAACAGUAUUGAAGCCAUACCAGCUCCUAAGCAUUGGACAAUUUCACCGAGGCAUUCAGUUACUGCGCUCCAACUCAAGGAGGCUUGGGGCAUCCUACAGUAUACUAAGAAGCUAUACUCCAUGCAGUACAAGGAGAACUCAUCCAUCACAAGCAGUGCACUACCAGCCAAUCAGAUCGUUCCUGUCUGCAUUGUCAGCCACUGGUUUCAAUGAUUAUGAACUGGGUAGACGUCAGUUUAAAUUAGACGUGCCAGAAUAUUUCAAUUUUGCAAGUGAUGUUCUCGAUGAAUGGGCAGCAAAGGAACAGACAGGCACAAGGAGCUCUAAGACCCCAGCCUUGUGGUGGGUCGACGAUCACGGAAAUGAAAUCAAAUGGAGUUUUCUGGAUCUCAAAAACAAGUCAAUGAAGGUUGCCAACAUACUCACCAACGACUGUGGCUUAGCCAAGGAUGAGUCGGUGAUGGUUAUAUUACCCAGGAUUCCAGAGUGGUGGCUUCUCAAUAUUGCCUGCUUGCGAACAGGUACCAUCCUAAUCCCUGGCACCACCCAGCUGACAGCGCGGGAUAUCAAGUACCGUCUGCUAGCCUCGGGAACUUCUUGUAUCGUCACGGAUGACCACACUGCUCCUUUGGUGGAUGAGUACAUUUCUGAGUGUCCUGGUGUGAAAUCUAGGCUGCUCGUCAGUAACAGUGGUCAGUCCAGGCCUGGUUGGCUGGAGUAUAAUGACCUGUUUGAAAAGGCUGAUGGUCAACACCAGUGCGUCAAGACUGGUAGUAAUGAGACAAUGACAAUGUUCUUUACCAGUGGGACUACGGGCAAGGCGAAGUUGGCUGUCCACACCCAUGCCAGCUACGGCCUCGGUCACAUCAUCACAGGAAAGUACUGGUUGGAUCUCAUUCCGACGGACGUCCACUGGAAUAUUUCGGACACAGGCUGGGCCAAGUCGGCCUACAGUAACUUCUAUGCUCCCUGGGUCCAGGGGGCAUGCGUCUUCAUCAGCUACACGGCAAAGUUUGAUGCAGCCCACACGCUGGAGCUAUUACAUAAGUAUCCUGUAAGCACACUGUGUGCACCUCCAACAGCCUACCGCAUGAUGGUCCUGGAGGACUUGACCAAGUUUAACCUCAAGUCACUGCGGCACAUUGUCAGCGCCGGGGAGCCCUUGAACCCCGAGGUCAUGGAUGCUUGGAAAGCAGGCACAGGGUCCAUGAUCCACGAGGGAUAUGGCCAGACAGAAACAGUUCUGUUAAUGGGUAUGUUCAAGUGUCUGGAGCCCAGACCAGGGUCUAUGGGAAAGCCAGCCCCUGGGUUUGACAUCUGCAUCGUGGACGAAGACGGUAACGAACUCCCCUGUGGUGAGGAAGGGGACGUCGGGGUGAGGGUCAAGCCCCACCGUCCUGUCGGACUCUUCACUCACUAUGUGGAUGAUCCAGAGAGGACAGCUAGGGCUUUCCGUGGAGAUUUCUACUUGACAGGAGACCGCGCACUGGUGGAUGAAGAAGGGUAUUUCUGGUUCGUUGGACGCAGCGAUGACAUCAUCACCUCCGCAGGGUACCGCAUUGGUCCCUUUGAGGUGGAGAGUGCCCUCAUUGAGCAUCCAGCAGUAGCAGAGUCAGCGGUAGUCUCCUCACCAGACUCAGUUAGGGGAGAGGUUGUGAAGGCAUUCAUUGUACUGACUGAAGAAUAUAAGUCUAAGGACAAAGAGCAGCUGAUGAAGGAACUACAAGAGCAUGUCAAGAACAUCACGGCAGCUUACAAGUACCCUCGCAAGAUUGAAUUCAUGGAGAGCUUACCAAAGACAGUGAGCGGUAAAAUCCGGCGAGUGGUGCUGCGGAGCCAAGAAUGGAAACGGUAAACGAUUGGAUAAUAUGCUAAUUGUGUUUGUACAUGAACUUGACUAUUCUUCUCGGUCUCUGAUUGGUUGAUAAUGAUGGGAUGUAUUGAGCCAAUAAUGGGUGCGUUCGAUUAGCUUACACGUGUAAGUCAAACUUACACGAGAGCGUUCGUUUAGCCAUCACGUGAUCUUC
Messenger RNA from Acanthaster planci (crown-of-thorns starfish), 2342 nucleotides. Its product is annotated as acyl-coenzyme A synthetase ACSM3, mitochondrial-like. NCBI's taxonomy places the organism in Eukaryota, Metazoa, Echinodermata, Asteroidea, Valvatida, Acanthasteridae. Gene Ontology annotation, biological process: fatty acid biosynthetic process; acyl-CoA metabolic process. Gene Ontology annotation, cellular component: mitochondrial matrix. The record is from RefSeq and is a predicted model, not a curated record. Gene Ontology annotation, molecular function: fatty acid ligase activity; fatty-acyl-CoA synthase activity.